Rosa chinensis is the source of this 866-nucleotide messenger RNA. RefSeq names its product probable aquaporin TIP3-2. Gene Ontology annotation, cellular component: membrane. Gene Ontology annotation, biological process: water transport; transmembrane transport. Gene Ontology annotation, molecular function: water channel activity. Lineage: Eukaryota; Viridiplantae; Streptophyta; Magnoliopsida; Rosales; Rosaceae. The record is from RefSeq and is a predicted model, not a curated record. Bases 1 to 780 code for a protein of 259 amino acids. The transcript is spliced from 3 exons.
AUGCCGCAGCCUGCUCGUAGAUACGCGUUUGGGAGGGCCGACGAGGCUACCCACCCCGACUCCAUCAGAGCUACUUUAGCUGAAUUCAUUGCCACUUUCAUCUUUGUCUUUGCUGGGGAAGGCUCUAUCCUCGCUCUUGGGAAAAUUUACAAGGACAGCGACACAUCAGUGUCUGAGCUGAUAGCCAUAGCUCUUGCACAUGCAUUCUCUCUCUUCUCAGCCAUCUCAGCCAGCAUUAACAUCUCUGGUGGCCAUGUCAACCCUGCAGUAACCUUUGGUGCUCUUCUCGGUGGAAGGAUAUCGGUUGUUCGCGCCUUUUACUACUGGGUCGCUCAGCUCCUUGGGGCUAUUGUGGCUUCCCUUUUGCUAAGGCUUGUCACAAAUGGCAUGAGAACAGUGGGGUUCAACGUUGCCCCCGGUGUUGGCGAGUGGCAUGGGCUAAUACUAGAGAUUGUGAUGACAUUUGGGUUAGUUUACACCGUAUAUGCUACAGCCAUUGAUCCCAAGAGGGGUGGCUUGGGAACUAUAGCACCUCUGGCCAUUGGAUUCAUUGUUGGCGCAAAUAUCCUGGUGGGUGGGCCGUUUGACGGGGCAUCCAUGAAUCCGGCAAGGGCAUUUGGACCAGCCCUGGUAGGGUGGAGAUGGAGGAACCACUGGAUCUACUGGGUUGGACCAUUUAUAGGUGGGGGGUUGGCAGCUCUCAUGUACGAAUACAUGGUCAUACCAACAGAGGCUCCCCACCACACACAUCACCAGCCCUUGGCUCCCGAGGACUACUAGUUCGUUGAUGGUAUAAUAAUGUCAAUGUAUGAAUUGGAAAAUAGCCUCUGCUAGCUUGCUCCCUGUGCAAUUCAGAUGUUCACUAG